This is a messenger RNA of Paramormyrops kingsleyae, 6428 nucleotides long. The record is from RefSeq and is a predicted model, not a curated record. NCBI's taxonomy places the organism in Eukaryota, Metazoa, Chordata, Actinopteri, Osteoglossiformes, Mormyridae.
AUCUGGCAUUUCGCUUCUCUCAUCUCCCUACUGGCAGAUACCAUAAUGUUUCUUUAAAGAAUAAAAAAGUAUAAAUAGUCGGCAGUAAUAAAUCCUGAGCGACAUAGCUGCUGUAGGAUGUGCCUGUCGAUAUCGUGGUCUUGGCUCCUGUGUGAUGCUGAAUCCCGUUGCCAGGGUGUCGUUGUCUUGCAUUCCCGAUACUUAAUUAGGAGUGAGUCAAGAUGGCUGCAUAGCAUCGCGGUGGUCGCCUGGCCUGGGUCACAUGUCACUAACAGGCCAAUAGCGUGGCGACCUGCAUCCUUUUAUCUGCACUGCUUGUUUGUUGUUCGUUUGUUUCCUCCUUAAAUGGGGGAGUGAUGGUGUGUGUGUAAGUAUGGGGGUGGGGGUAGGAGGGGGGUGGUUGUGAAAUGUAAGUACAGUAAAUGUGCCCCUGUUCUUUUCUCCCAUGUUGGCUUGUGAUCUCCUUCCCCGAUUUAGUCACACUGAUUGUUAGACCCAUGAUGCUCUUCUUCAGGCAGAGACUGAAAGCACCAGUACACUCAGUUGUUUGCACUGGUACUCCUUAGCAUUAGCUACUUAGCCAGUGGACCAACUUCCCUUUCGCUGUGAUAGAUGCCUACAUCCACUAAGCUUUGCUCCUCAUUUAUACCCACGUUCUGCAUUAUAAUGAGUUACUACUCAUAGUGAACUUCUCCCUAGGGAUCAAUAAAGUGCAUCAUCUGUCUAACUGUCUAUUAUAGCUGACUGCCGCAGUGCCUGUGUUGAGCUUUCAUACCAGGCCUGCCGCCUUGCCUGGUUCUACAAUUCCAGCAUCUUGCGUACAUCCUUCCAGCCACAGAGCCACACGUGUAAAUACGCCUGUGCGUUUCAUAUCUAAUAUUGCGUUCAUACACAGUGAUAACCAAAUACCAGGACAGGGACGGCCCCACAAACGGAGAGGGCCAUUUAAGUCGCUGUUAGUUUCCCGCCCCUAUGUGACAGUUGAUUGGUCAGUUAAUGCCCCAUUGGGAUGGGAGGAGCUUUGUUUUUGGCACCUGGCCAGCCAUCUGUGAUGUAGACCCGCUCGGAAACACGGCUCGCUACCCCAAUCUAGCAGUCACACAGGUGUCGCACACACACCCCUGAAAACUGAUAUAUCUGUUUUUUUUUUUUCUUUUUCUGUUCUGUUUUUCAAGGCUUGUUACUUAUUGAUCGUGGGAGCUGGUUGGCCAAUCAAUAAUUGAUACCUUAUUUCAUUCGCAAUCAAGUGAUUCGGGUUUAAAAAAAUGCCGAAGCGGCCACACACAGGGAGGGCGAAGGGCGUGCUUGUGAAUCAUGGUACCGGUUGUUGGUAACCGUCGGUAACUUAGCCGCGCCUUGCUGUCGUGGGUCAGCGGCCAACCGGGGAUCACCGCUUAUUCGCUGUCCGGCUUGUCUGACUCUAGGUGUCUUUGGCCACCCAGAAAUAACCCUGCCUGUUCGCCGGGUUUCCAUGUUGCUAGGGGUUUCCCGGGGAGGGUGGGGGCACGGCACAGGGGAUCUCCAGUCUCUUGGCUAUAAAUAUAAAUACAGCCUGCAGUCCCUUUUCUCCCCCACCAAGCACGUACACACACACAUCAGGCUUAAUACGCAUCCCGCUAGCGCUAAUGGAAGUGCGUGGGUGAUGUUGCAAUGCGCUAGGGCUGUGCCACUGCCACCUUGUGGUGGGCAACAGCCUGCGAGACGUGCUCUCUCUUAAAGCGACAGGCACCCUUUAGCGGGGGUGGCGAGCGGUAUAAUGGUGUUGUGGCCCUCCCCCUUGCUGCCAGACUGCUGUCACACAGAGAUAAUCGAAGCUUCUCGCGACCCGUCGGCCAAGACCAUUAUGCAAAACGAGCCGCCUCUCUGUUUCUGGGAGGUAUGAUUGUGGCGGAUUCGUAGGCUGAAUCCAUUUGUUACGGCCGCUGCCUGGAUUUUUAAGCUAGCUGGCAUGGGGCAGCGAUUAUCAGCUCUCUGUCUUGCUAAAGUCUGUUGUUUAACGGCGUGGGGGCUCCCCAGCAUCCCGCGAGCGAGGUGGCGUUGGAAAAAUACGGCACUGACUCGACGUUUUAAGACACGCUGCACGUUGUAGCAGUGACAGAACACGUUUCUCCUGCUAAAUGUGCAAUAUUACAAUGAGUUUUAAUAUAGAAACUUAAGUAAAAUGUGUAACAGACCGACAUGUUGGAUGCAAAUAUGUGUUGAAGUGUAGUACUGAUUUUUGUACGGUUUUAAGUAGGUUUCAUUGAAUUGGUACGUGAAACCGCUCAGUGCGUCAGCUUGUGCUUGACUGAUGAUAAAAUGUUAAGUCACAUCAGGGCCGGGUUCAGUUGACGGCGCCUCACUGUCCGUGUUCAGCUGGGGGAGGCUGGCAAAGCCGCUCAGUUCAGAUUACCCUCGCACGGCGCACUGCGGUCUCCAGGGAAACCCACAGGCAGCGUCGGAGGGCCCCAGCAGGAAGUUCCUCGGACCUGGGAGCGUUUGUUUACAGUCAGGAUAAGAUGCCCUGUUCACAUGGCGCCAGGCUUUCCAGGAAAACCCAGCCGGUCGCAGAGGCUCCUGCCAGGUUACUGCGCAGGUCAUGGCGUCGUUAUAAGGGCAGUUAAUAUAAAGAGCGACUGCAGCCACUGCUCGUAUGGCCAGUGCCACACCUAGUGGCAGAACUGUGAUAUAACAACCAGUGAAUGUUGCCUAUUCCCUAAUUGCAAGUAAUAAUGAAAAACAAAAAAACACUAUGCACUGGAGUUACUUUUUUGAAAUGCUGUAAGGUUCUGUUUUAGUUCUCACAAGGUCCCUCAAAUCUUUGAAUUUCAAUUUGUGUAUAUUUCUACAGCUACUUGCCCAUAUUUCCUCAAUAUGGCCUUCAUUUAUCCUCUGGCAGAAGGUGGGAGUACAGCAAAUGUACCGAUUUUCAGAUGAGUUGUGCUUGUUAUUGAAUAAAAGAGCCCAGGAUUAGGAAGGUGAGCCAAAAGUAGCUAAACAAGUCUAGUCCCUGCUGUUGACCAUACAGAUAUAUCCAUGUAUCUUCCAUAGUCCUGUCAUUUUCAUGGUGUUUUUUUCCCUGCAUAAAAAGAUGAGUUAUGCAACCGUAAUGUGUUUCUGUGUUCAUAAAAAUAUCCAGAUCUCUAGCGAUGAGUGCCCCCCCCCCCACCCCUCCAGAGCAGAUACCUGCUACUUGUCCACCACGCAUGUCCUUUUGUUCCCGGUUAGUCAGAGGGACGCGGUGAGUUACCGCGGCACCACAAAGGCAGCAGGCAGACGAGCCCUGCGGCUCCCCGCACGCGCACCCGGCCAUCCGCGACCCGGCACGGAACAGCCGCUUGUUCUGCCUUGCCCCCCUCCCCCUUCGCUCGCUGGCGGGCCCAUGUAAAGAUUAAUUUAUCAUUCUGCCAAACUGAUUAGCGCGGACGGAGGCGGAGCCGCGGCUGGUCACGUGACGCAGUGAGUAAGCUCGGGGUUUAGCAACACGGCGCACUGCCCUAUGGCUCGGCAGUACAGUUGCGCCGGAGAGCCGCGGCUCGGAACCGCUAUGGCCAGCGCGCGGAGGACGCUGGAUAAGCUCCCGUCUGAGGCAACCCGCGGCUUCCCGCCAUCAGCAACGGCAGUGGUCACCAGACUUGAUGCUGACGAGAUUAAGAGACUAGGGAAGAGGUUUAAGAAACUCGACCUCGAUAACUCGGGCUCCCUGAGCGUUGAAGAGUUCAUGUCGCUGCCGGAGUUACAGCAGAAUCCUCUGGUGCAGAGAGUCAUCGACAUAUUCGACACUGAUGGAAACGGGGAAGUCGACUUCAAAGAGUUUAUAGAGGGAGUCUCACAAUUUAGUGUCAAAGGUGACAAGGAACAGAAGCUGCGAUUCGCCUUCCGCAUCUACGACAUGGACAAGGACGGCUACAUCUCCAACGGCGAGCUCUUCCAGGUCCUGAAGAUGAUGGUGGGCAACAACCUGAAGGACACCCAGCUGCAGCAGAUAGUCGACAAAACCAUCAUCAAUGCAGACAAGGACGGCGAUGGGAGAAUAUCCUUCGAGGAGUUCUGCGCGGUGGUGGGAGGACUAGACAUACACAAAAAGAUGGUGGUGGAUGUGUGAUGGAUCCACCGGCGCCCUCUCCUCUCCACCCCUGAAGAUUUGCUCCCAGAUGCCCCCGGCGAUGCUCUCUGUGUAUUUCAAUGGAAGUAUUUUUUUUUCUCUGUGAAGCCACCUUUUUCACUCUUCCUUUAUCCCCCCCCCACCCACCCACCCAGAACAAGCCUCAUCAAGCCAACUCUAAAGUGUUAUUGAACUUUGUUUCUCUUUGUAACUCAGUGUAGCACUUUAAACGGCUAAAAGAUUGUUUAUGGAAAAGAGCAUCGCAGGCGAUAGAGGAAGAUAGGGCUGGCUUGUUUUUAUUUUGUUUUUUUUUUUAAUAUUUAUUUUGGUCUUGUUUAUUUUUUAACAAGGAGGUGUAUCUAUAGCUCUUUUGGGGGAAACAGUGUAGUGAACUGUGUUGCGAUUUAAAUAUACUUGAUUUCUUCACAACAUAACAGUAGGGUUUGAUGUGCCAAGCAGAACCUAUUAACAUAAUGAGCUAGAUUAAGUUCUGGUCAUUUACCAUCAUAUUAAUUUUGGGAGAACUGGUUAGAGAACAUGAAGCACUGUGUGAUCGAUGCAAUCUCUAUCCCAUAUAUAUUAAUUUUUUUUUCUCCCCUUGUCUCUGUUUCACACACUAUAAGUCUGGUUUAUUUUGAACAUUUCGCUUCCAAGAAAAAGAAAAGAAUGAACACACAGAAUACCAGAAAUAUAAUGCUUGUUUUUGUUGGGUUUUUUUUGUAUGGUGAGGGAUUGCUUGAUUCAACCAUGUUUGUAUAUUUGUAUUGUUGGGGAGCUAAUCUCUAUUCCUUGUCUUGCUUUCUGAGUUGUAGUAGUGAGCAUAGAGAUAGAUGCCAAGGUGAACGUGUCUAUUGCAAGCAGAACUGCAGUUUACGUCAGCGUCCGGGCUUCGUUUUAUUGCGGUAACUUUUGUGAACGGCGUCCAUCACAUCACCUCCCUACUUCCAGGAAAUUUAAAAAGAUUACAUCACAGCUAAUGAAACAUUUCUAUUGGAAACGGCUGUAACGUUUUAACGUAUUUUUGUAUUUUAUUACCUUUUAAACAGCGGUUAAGGUAAAAUCAAGCUACUGCAUUCGAAUGUGCUCCAAAAGUUCUGAAAACGCAGAUAGUUUAUAAUCUUUUGUAAAUAUAGGCGAGAAUUGCAUCUUGCUUUAUAGUGUGUUACAAUGAUGAACUAGUGCAGGCUUUGUUCUUUUUUUUCCUUAACAAAUAUAUGUAUAUUAGGCAAAUGAGGGAUUCCAUAUUUGUUGUCUUUUUUGGUUUUAAACAGGGAUUGCUUUUGCUUUCAACCAGAUUUCCCCUCUCCAUGUCUUUGUUACACAGUGCCCCCAUUAACGGUUGUUUUCUUUCCUCAUAAAUUUUACUCUCGAAGUUAAGAUUUAACUCCUCGUUAAUGUGUCAGAGUGAUAAAUACUCAAUGGAUUACAUUUCAUGAGGGUGUGCAUUUUUGAAAUUAAAAAAAAAAAAAAAAAAGCUUAUCGCUCCCUCCCCACCGCAUCUUUUUUGUGCUUUGAGAGAAAACUGAGGAGGAGGGGGGGCAGGGUGAAGGGUUACAUUGGGACUUAAAGUGGUUUAAAAAUAUACUCUUGAAGCUCAUCUCAGCGUGAACCCUGCUUCAGCUGGGCUGGGAGCUCAUCCCAGCAGGUGUCUCACUGCAAGUCGUUCCCUUUCAGGAUGUCUUUCAGAAAGGUUUUGCACGCUGCUCCCCCACCGGCUCUCAAUGUGCUUGCAUGAUAUUUUUUUUUGCCCCACCCCUCCCUCCCCUUCCCCAUGCAUGUAGAUCCAUUUUCUGAGACGUUCCUCUUGUUUACAUAUGAGAUGUAAAUGUUAACAUUAUACAGAAUCACAGUAUGAUAUAGAUGUUGCCAAACUCUGGUGAAUGCUAACGUGAGAUCGACCGCGAUUGCUGAGGAUGCUUCACUACAUGGGAGUUUUUUAAAAUCCUUGGGAAUGACGUGUCACUUGUAUUCCACCAAAGCUUCGGGUCAGGCAUGGCUCCGACAGCCACCUGCUCUGCUUCAAGGGGAAACCAGUUGUGAUUUUUAAAAAUAUAUAUAUAUAUAUAUAAAUAUUCUUUUUGUACAGAAGUAUGUUAUAAACACGGUUUUGCACUUUCCCUUCUGUGUGGCUAAUGCUGUAAGACUUUUAACGCGACUGUUCCGUCUCUCCGGAGGAAUGAGUAUUUACUUUGUGAUAAGGAAAAUGAUGGUUCAAGGUCAAUUUUUUUUCCCUUUGCUUUUUUUAUUAUUUUUCUGCAUGCUGCAUCCUGUGCUGUGGGAAAUAUUGGAAACUUCAUACUGUAUGAAAAUGGAAAAAAAUAAACUUUCAAACAGCACUUUGAAA